UCCAAUGGCCUUCGCGCCGCCGCGCCUCCUCCCCCUCCCCCCUCCUCCACGCUGCGCCAGCGCCCCCACGCGCCACCACGGUGGCCCGGAGCUCUCGGGCCCCACCCCGCGGGUGGUCGUGGUCACCUCAGGCAAGGGCGGCGUGGGCAAGACCACCACCACCGCCAACCUCGCCGCCUCCCUCGCGCGCCUCUCGCUCCCUGUCGUCGCCGUCGACGCCGACGCGGGCCUGCGCAACCUCGACCUGCUGCUGGGCCUGGAGAACCGCGUACACCUCACCGCCGCCGACGUUCUCGCCGGCGACUGCCGCCUCGACCAGGCGCUCGUCCGCCACCGCGCGCUCCAGGACCUCCAGCUGCUCUGCCUCUCCAAGCCCCGCUCCAAGCUGCCGCUCGCCUUCGGAUCCAAGACCCUCACCUGGGUCGCCGACGCGCUCCGCCGCGCCGCCAACCCACCCGCAUUCAUCCUCAUCGACUGCCCCGCAGGUGUUGAUGCUGGGUUCGUCACUGCCAUUGCCCCGGCAGAAGAGGCCGUGCUUGUUACUACCCCUGACAUUACGGCUCUCCGUGAUGCUGACCGUGUUGCUGGGCUGUUGGAGUGCGACGGCAUCAAAGACAUCAAGAUUAUUGUUAACCGGGUGCGACCAGACCUGGUAAAAGGAGAGGACAUGAUGUCAGCUCUUGACGUGCAAGAAAUGCUUGGGUUGCCUUUGCUCGGUGUGGUGCCAGAGGAUGCGGAGGUGAUCCGGAGUACAAAUAGGGGUGUGCCAUUGGUGCUCAACGACCCGCCCACACCGGCUGGCCUUGCUCUGGAGCAGGCUACUUGGCGGUUAAUUGAAAGAGAUGCGAUGACAGCAGUCAUGGUCGAGGAGCAGGAGAGACCCAAGAAGAAAGGCGGCUUCUUUUCAUUCUUUAGUAGGUGAGUCCAGUCGUGCAGUUUAGACUUGUAGGUGGUGUAUAGGCUAGCAAUCUGGAGUUUCCGAUUGUUUCCCGUUUUGCCUUGUUCUAGGGUAGAAUGAGUCGUUUUGUGCUGAGUAUAAGAAAUAUAUAACUCUGGCUUGAUGCUUUUAUUGUUGGUCGUUGGAAGAUUUGAUUCUACGUUAGGUGACUUUAGCAUCAAGAACAGAAAACGUUCUUUUCUUUUAUUCACAUGGAACUGCACGAUCAUGUGCACAGUGUACUAGAUUGUUGUUGUGCGAGUUGAUAAUAUAAGCAUCAUAGUGCUGUAUGUUCUUCGAGAAUUGUAACAGAAUCACACUUGUAUAUAUCAUAAGAAUGUCCAAUU
Messenger RNA from Phragmites australis (common reed), 1284 nucleotides. RefSeq names its product septum site-determining protein minD homolog, chloroplastic-like. The record is from RefSeq and is a predicted model, not a curated record. NCBI's taxonomy places the organism in Eukaryota, Viridiplantae, Streptophyta, Magnoliopsida, Poales, Poaceae. The transcript has 2 exons. Gene Ontology annotation, biological process: negative regulation of cell division. Gene Ontology annotation, cellular component: cytoplasmic side of plasma membrane; cytosol. The coding region runs from base 5 to 922 and encodes 305 amino acids. Gene Ontology annotation, molecular function: ATP binding; ATP hydrolysis activity.